Molecule: messenger RNA, 2059 nt
Organism: Psammomys obesus (fat sand rat)
Lineage: Eukaryota; Metazoa; Chordata; Mammalia; Rodentia; Muridae
Product: multiple epidermal growth factor-like domains protein 8
Exons: 1
Source: RefSeq, a predicted model, not a curated record
GGGGCCCCGGGGGCCGGGGGCGCGGCGGGGGCCGCCGAGCCGCGCGUGCGCGAGGUGUGGCCGCGGGGCCUGAUCACCUACGUGACGGUGACGGAGCCGUCGGCCGUGCUGGUGGUGCGCGGCGUGCGCGACAGGCUGGUGAUCACCUACCCCCACGAGCACCACGCCCUCAAGUCCAGCCGCUUCUACCUGCUGCUGCUGGGCGUGGGCGACCCCGGCGCGCCCGGCGCCAACGGCUCGGCCGACUCGCAGGGCCUGCUCUUCUUCCGGCAGGACCAGGCCCACAUCGACCUGUUCGUCUUCUUCUCCGUGUUCUUCUCCUGCUUCUUCCUCUUCCUCUCCCUCUGUGUGCUCCUCUGGAAGGCCAAGCAGGCCCUGGACCAGCGGCAGGAGCAGCGGCGGCACCUGCAGGAGAUGACCAAGAUGGCCAGCCGCCCCUUUGCCAAGGUCACGGUCUGCUUCCCCCCGGACCCGGGCCCCGCGCCUGCCUGGAAGCCCGCGGGGCUCCCGCCGCCCGCCUUCCGCCGCUCCGAGCCCUUCCUCACGCCGCUGCUGCUGACGGGCGCCGGGGGGCCCUGGGGGCCCCUGGGCGGCGGCUGCUGCCCGCCCGCGCUCCCGGCCCCCGCCGGCCUGCGCGCCGGGCCCAUCACCCUGGAGCCCACGGAGGACGGCAUGGCGGGCGUGGCCACGCUGCUGCUGCAGCUGCCCGGCGGCCCCCACGCGCCCAACGGGGCCUGCCUCGGCUCGGCGCUCGUCACGCUGCGCCACAGGCUGCACGAGUACUGCGGGGGCGGCGGCGGCGCCGGGGGCGGCGGGCACGGGGGCGGCGGCGGCCGGAAGGGACUGCUGAGCCAGGACAACCUCACCAGCAUGUCCCUUUGACCCGUCAGCCCCGGACAGCCCUCGGCGCUGGCUCCCUCGCCCCAGGCCCCCCUCUGUUCUGCACUUGGCAACUAUUUAUUGAGCGGCCGCUCAGCACAGCACAGUGGCGGGCACAGCGAAGCAGGUGUGAGAGGAGCCCCCUCCCGGGUGGGGCCUGGGCUCUCGUGGGAGGGGCUGAACACACAGACACAGGCUCAGAGAAGUGGCUCAAGGUCUUAGAGUGUGGCACUGAGGGCUUAUGGGAAGGGUCGAAACUCGCCGAGGAGGGACGGACGGAGGGAAGGUCUUCGGGAAGUUAAUUCAGAGUUGAGGAAAAGGCUGACAGCCCCGAGGCUGGAGCCGCCUGUUCUGUCAGAGGAGCUGGGAACCUGGCCCCCGCAGCCCAGCCAGUGUGAGUGGGCCGGGGCAGACGGGACCUUGCGGUUCAGGCGCAGCAGUGGGAAGCUGUUGGCCAGCUCUGUGGGGGCAGUGAGGACCGUGUUGAAGGCUCCGCCGGCUGCGGAGGACACGGAGGCCGCAGGAGGGUGGUGCAGGCCGAGGGACAGGACGUGGCGCGGAUGUUAGGGAAAGGAGGACAGGCAGAGUGGCCUCUCUGUCCUAAGAUGGGCAGACUGGGCAUUGUGGGAAAAUAGGCUCAGCGUGGGCGUGAGUCGGGGUCCCUGCAGCAGGCCCUCUGAGGGUAGUGCGUUGUGCUGGCGAAGGACCCCAGAGUAGGAGCGUUCCUGGCUGCUGUCUGCCCUGGGCUGCAGGGGCUGAGUUCAUUGGAAACUCAGGCUGGUUGCCGGGAGCCUCAGGAGAUGCCUGGAGGUUCACCCCGCCCUGGCAGGUGGCGGUCCCUGGAGGGGCCAGCGUUUGGUUCUCUUUCUUGAGUCUUUGGGCCUCUCUCCAGAGACCACCCCAACCUGGCUCAACUCUUGGACUCAGGAGCUCUUCUGCUUAGGACCCCUUCCCUGAAUCCUAGGCAGCGCCCUGAGCGUGGGGCUCUUGCUUUCCCAAGACUCCAGCUUCCAGCUGCUGCUUUGGUCCUGGGGUGGGGGUUGGACCGGCCUCUUUCCAAUGGUGGGGUUACCCCAGUCUGAGAGGUCCCCACUACUAUGUGCAUGCCAGAGAGCAGGGUUCACAGCUCAACAGGAGGGCAACUGAAGCAACAAACAAAUAAAGUGUCAGAAAGACUCCA